Dreissena polymorpha is the source of this 6334-nucleotide messenger RNA. Its product is annotated as rab proteins geranylgeranyltransferase component A-like. The transcript is spliced from 17 exons. Gene Ontology annotation, molecular function: GDP-dissociation inhibitor activity. The record is from RefSeq and is a predicted model, not a curated record. Gene Ontology annotation, cellular component: cytosol; cytoplasm; Rab-protein geranylgeranyltransferase complex. Lineage: Eukaryota; Metazoa; Mollusca; Bivalvia; Myida; Dreissenidae. Gene Ontology annotation, biological process: intracellular protein transport; vesicle-mediated transport; small GTPase-mediated signal transduction. The coding region runs from base 126 to 2150 and encodes 674 amino acids.
UUGUUUACAUAGCCUUAUUGAAUUUAAAUUUGAGUUGUAUUACGUGAUAUGUUAUGAUUUUAAUGAACAGAAUAAAUAAGUUCGUAAAUCUGGAUACAGUGUAAGGAGUUGGCAAAUUAUCGAAAAUGGACCUUCCAAACGAGUUCGACGUAGUUGUUUUGGGGACAGGCAUGCCUGAGAGCAUUGUUGCUGCAGCAUUCUCCAGAAUUGGACAGAGAGUUCUUCAUUUGGAUAAAAAUGAUCACUACAGCGGAGACUGGGCCUCCUUUAACCUGAACAGUCUGGAAGAAUGGGCACAGAGACAUGCUGAAGGGUCAGCAAGCGUAGACUGCAUUGCACGACCAGCUGUGAAUGAUUCUGAGAUCCUAGAAAGCAAUGAACGUCUCAUUGAGAUGCCCUUGAACAAAACCUCCUUCUCCAAUGCUGUUGUAGAAUAUUUUGUCAGUGGCACAGAUGAAAAUAAUGAAAAGAUUGACGAAAAUCAACAAGAGGCUGGCAAGGAAACGCCUGACAUUCCUGAAAAUUUAGAGGCAAGGGUUGUUAAACCUGUAGAAAGUGAAGACCAUGGAAAAACUGAACAAUCAACACAUAAAGAUGAAUUAACACCCUCACAUAUUGAAAGCCAUCCAGGCCAGUCUAAACCAGAUGAUGUCACUGAGGUUAGUGAUAGACUUGCAGCAGUAGGAGUGGCCGUAAAGGAAGCAACGGAGAAUGGAGACGCCUCUAAUGCCACUUUGGGGAAAGCAGAUAAGCCUCAGAGUUCUGAAACUAUUGGUGGUGUUCAGCAAGAAAUAAAGGCUAGACUGUGGACAACAAGUAGAAUUAAAUCAGAAUGGAGAAGAUUUAACCUGGACCUUUCCCCAAAGGUUCUGUUCUCAGUAGGUGAUAUGGUUGAGCUACUGAUCCAGUCCGACAUUGCAAAGUACUGCGAGUUUAAAACAGUCACACAGAUACUCACUGUCAUGAAAGGAACUGUAGAGAAGGUGCCAUGCUCCAGAUCAGAUGUGUUUAGUAGCCAGUCUGUCAGUAUGCUGGAGAAACGGAUGCUUAUGAAGUUCAUACAGUUCUGUCUAGACUAUGAGAACAAAAUGGAGGAAUUGGGAGACGUUCUAGAUGCACCAUUCACUGAUUUCUUGGCUUCAAGAAAUUUGACACCAACAAUCCAGCACUAUGUUCAACAUGCCAUUGCCAUGGCUACUGAAUCCAUGGCAACCAGACAGGGUCUGCUGCAGAUGAAGAAGUUCCUGAAGAGCCUUGGUCGCUAUGGUAACACUCCAUUUCUGUGGUCACUGUACGGCAGUGGGGAAAUGCCUCAGAGCUUCUGCAGGAUGUGUGCUGUGUUUGGUGGAGUGUAUUGUCUGCGGACCACAGCAUCUGCCAUCACUGUGGAUGAGGCCAAUAGAUGCACAGGGAUUGUGACUACAGAAGGAAAGAAGAUAAAGUGCAAGUGGCUAAUAAUGUCAUCAAGUUAUGCUCCAGACCAGUUUCUGUCUAUAUCUGGAGACAAAAGGCUUGUAUCUGUAUCCCGUGGAGUGCUGUUGACAGAAAAAUCAUUGCUAACUACUGGCCAACAAGAGCAGCUGUCUAUGAUGUGUCUACCCUGCCCAGACGAUGGAGACAGACCUAUUAAUGUCCUAGAAUUGCCUCCGUCGAGCAUGGCUGCACCACCUGGACUGUAUGUCUACCACUUAACCCGGAUGGGCAAAAAAUCUGUCAGUCCCAAGGAUGAUUUGCAGUAUGCAGUCGAUACUCUAUUUAGCAAAGAAGAUUGCAAUGAGACUACGCCAAGGAUCCUGUGGUCAUUGUUCUUCACCCAGACAGACAUGUCACAAGUGUCGCCCAGUGCGUGUGUACCGGAAAAUGUGUUCUUGAUGUCUGGGCCUGGAGCCGAGAUUGAUAUCGACAGACCCGUCAGUGAGGCCAGAGAAGUCUUCAAAAAAAUUCUUCCUAAUGAAGAGUUUUUGCCAAAAGCUCCAAACCCAGAAGACAUUAUUUAUAUAGAUGACUCUGAGGCACAAGCUGCAUCUUCUAACAGCCAAUCGGAAUUUGAAGAAACAAGCAACAGCCAAUCAGAACCAAGCCUGAUUGAAGAUAGAGAAGAAUCUGAGAACCAGGCACAUGAUCGUCUAGUUGAAGAGCCUACAAAUUAAAGUGUAAAAGUGGAUAGUGAACAAGCAUGAGAUGUUUAUAAAAUGUGCUUAAAAUUCUGACCAUUGACACCCGUUAUAACUAUUUCUACCAAUACUCCUCAAGUUUGGACUGGUAUUCCAUACUUUAUUACCUUUCAGUGUAUAUUCCAGUAUGCUAUUAAUUUAUUUAUUUAUAAUAAUGUUGAUUUAACCUGUAGUUACUUGUGAACUUUAUUUUGGAGCCUUCAUUACAAGAAUGGAAACUAAGAAUUAUAUUAAUAAUAAGACAAUUUCAAAACUUUCGUGCAUUACGUCAAUGUCUGGUUAAUGUUUACUAGCUUCCACAUAGCCUUAUUUUCCCUCCCUCAUUCUGUAAUUCUGUACUAAAAUUAACCAGCUUGUUAAACAACACUUGGGAAACACAGUUCGAAAAUGAAAUUAACUUUUUUUGCAGUCUUAAAUAAAAUCAAAAGAUAGAAUAAUAUGUUAAUUAGCUGUUAUCUUGAGGUUUAUAAUUUUAAAAGAUGGCCAAAGGCUCUAUUGCGCUUACUUAAGACUCAAAGAAACUGGACUGUUUUCAGCAUGCAGAGUUAACAAAGUUUCAUUAAAGACUUGUAUGGGAAACUGUCCUAACAAAUGGAAACAAUCUCUUUUAACAAACCACAAUCUCAUUUUAGCUCAAAUAUCAUUACAACAGUUUUUGACCCCAUAUGACCCAGUUUCUUACUUGGCCAAGAUAUCAUUUAGAUUAAGACUAAUAAUCUGACAAACUGUCAUGAAGAUUGGGCAAUGAAUGAAGUUUCUCAAUGUGGCGACUGACUAAUGGGGUUGUUUACCCUCGGGACUUCGGUUACAAAACAUUGCCCGAGCACACUGCUUAACAUAAAAACUCUGCUGUAAAAAGGUCGUAUACGUCCAUAUGGUCAGCCCGAUUUUACUGGGCUUUACCAUGUAUACAUUAAUUUAUGAUACUUGGCAGUGUUGAUGCGGUGCUUCAAUAAAAAUCUAAUCAUUUUAUAAAUAUCUUUAGGUAUAACUGUUAAAGCGUUAUAAACGAAAUACUCAACAACAAAAAAUCUUUGCAUAUAUAACGAUGCUAAGAGAGCAGUUUUUCCAUUGGUGGACUUAUUUUUGAAUCAAUGGCGCUGAUUGGCUUAAAUUGCAUAAAUGCAUGGUAAAGACAAGUAGGUCAAUCCAUUUUGAUUCAAGAAAUUGUACAGUGGACGACCUUGACAUUGGAUUCAUUAUGUAAAACAAAGGUGUUAACAAGCUCAGUCUUCACGCUAACUAUAAGCCCGACAGCCCGGGACUGGUUAAAUGUUAAUCGGGCUACUACAAAUUAAUAAUUUAUAUAGUUGGGCUAUUGGAUUUUUUUGUCUGUUUCCAAUAAAGCAUCAUAAUUUGGGCUAGUGGUUAAAAUAUAUUACCGUGAAGACUGAAGCUUUUUCUUUAAUUUGACCUAGUUAGCUCCACUGGCCAGAGGCCAGCGGGGCUUAUGUCAUGGUCCUGUGUCCGUCGUGCAUGAGUCAGUGCGUGCGUGUGUUAACUUUUCCUUAAAACAUCUUCUCCUAAACUACUGGUCCAAUUCUGAUGAAAUUUCUCAGGAAUGUUCCUGGGGUGAAUCUCUUUCAAAUUUGUUCAAAUUAUGCCCCUGGGGUCAAAUUUGACCCUGCCCCGGGGGUCACAAAAAAUGAAAAUUUGCUUAUAUAAGGCCUAUUUUGUGAAAACUUUUAAAAUCUUCUCAUCCAUAACCAUUGGGCCUAGGGCUAUCAAAUUUGGUAUGUAGAGACAUCUAAUAGUCCUCUACCAAAUUUUUUUCAAAUUAUGCCCCUGGGGUCAAAUUUGACCCUGCCCCGGGGGUCACAAAAAUGAAAAUUUGCUUAUAUAGGGCCUAUUUUGUGAAAACUUUCAAAAUCUUUCGUCCAUAACCAUUGGGCCUAGGGCUAUCAAAUUUGGUAUGUAGAAACAUCUAAUAGUCCUCUACCAAAUUUCUUUAAAUUAUGCCCCUGGGGUCACAUUUGACCCUGCCCCGGGGGUCACAAAAUUGAACAUAUGCUUAUAUAAGGCCUAUUUUGUGAAAACUUUUAAAAUCUUUCUGUCCAUAACUGUAUGGCAUAGCGCUACCAAAUUUGGUAUGUAGGGACAUGUAAUAGUUCUCUUCUUAGUUUGUUCAAAUUAUGCCCCUGGGGUCAAAUUUGAAACUGCCCCGUGGUCACAAAAUUGAAUAUAUGCUUAUAAAGGUCUUAUUUUUUGAAAACUUUAAAAAUCUACUUGUCCAUAAACAUUGGGCCUAGGGCUACCAAAUUUGGAAUGUAGUGACAUCUUAUAGUCCUCUACCAAGUUUUUUCAAAUUAUGCCCCUGGGAUCAAGUUUGACCCUGCCCCGAGGGUCACAAAAUUGAACAUAUGCUUAUAUAAGGCCUAUUGUGGGAAAACUUUAAAAAUCUACUUGUCCAUAACCGUAUGGCAUAGGGCAACCAAAUUUGGUAUGUAGUGACAUGUAAUAGUUCUCUUCUUAGUUUGUUCAAAUUAUGCCCCUGGGGUCAAAUUUGACCCUGCCCCAGGGGAUCACAAAAUUGAACAUAUGCUUAUAUAAAGCCUAUUUUGUGAAAACUUCAAAAAUCUUCCUGUCCAUAACCAUCCGGCCUAGGGCUAUCAAAUUUGGUAUGUAGUGACAUCUUAUAGACCUCGACCAAAUUUGUUUAAAUUUUAUCCCUGGGGUCAAAUUUGAACCUGCCCCGGGGGUCACAAAAUUGAACAUAUGCUUAUAUAAUGCAUAUUUUGUGAAAACUUCAAAAAAUAUCUUGUCCAUAACCAUUAGGCCUAGGGCAACACAAUUUGGUAUGUAGUGACAUUGUAUAGUCCUCUACUUAGUUUAUUCAAAUUAUGCCCCAGGAGUCAAAUUUGACCCUGCCCUGGGGGCCACAAAAUCGAUUAUAUGCUUAUAUAGUGCCUAUUUUGUGAAAACUUUACAAGUCUUUCUGUCCUUAACCAUAAGGCAUAGGGCUACCAAAUUUGGUAUGUAGUGACAUCAUCUUAUAGUUCUCUUCCAAGUUUGUUCAAAUUAUGCCCCUUGGGUCAAAUUUGACCCUGCCCUUGGGGUCACAAAACUGAACAUAUGCUUAUAUAGGGCCUAUCUUGUGAAAACUUUAAGUCUUUUGUCCAUAACCAUUGAACCUAGCGCUACCAAAUUUGGUAUGUAGUGACAUCUAAUAAACCUCUUCCAAAUUUGUUUAAAUAAUACCUCUUGGGUCAACUUUGACCCUGCCCUGGGGGGGGGGGGUCACAAAAUUUAAUAAACGCUUAUAAAGCUCCUAUUUUGUGAAAUCUUUAAAAAUCUUCUAGUCGAAAACCAUUCAGACUAUGGCUACCAAAUUAGGUAUGCAGUAACAUCUUAUAGUCCUCUACCAAGUUUGUUCAAAUUAUGCCCUUUGGGUCAAAUUUGACCCUGACCCCGCUGGUCACAAAAUUGAACAUUAUAUACGCUUAUAUCUUGCUUAUUUUGUGAAAACUUUAAAAAUAUUCUUGUCCUUAACUCUAGGACCUAGGGCUACCAUAUUUUGUAUGUACAUGUAGUGAGAUAUAGUAGUCCUCUACAAGGUUUGCUCAAAUUAUGCCCCUGGGGUUAAAUUUGAUCCAGCCCAGGGGGUCACAAAAGUGUACAUGUGCUUAAAUAGGGCCUAUAUUUAAAUAUUUGCACAUGCAGAGAAUAUUUGUUUCAGCCUUUUUUCAGCAGUGGAGUGAUACAGGGCCAUCAUGGCCCUCUUGUUUUCUUUUACCCUACAAUGGACCAGUUUCAAACUCAGCCAAGAAGAACAAAUGUUAUGGAAAUGUUUGAUAAACAUUGGGCAAAUGUGGCUGGAAGUGGUCACAAGCUAUUCUUUAAUCUGCCCUGCCAGUAGUUUUUAACAACAGGUGACCCAGGUGUAAACUAGAACGAGAUAUCAUCAAGACAAAUCUUUGAAAUGUUAUGACCAGGUUUCAUGAAAAAAUAAAUAACAAUAACAUAUAAAUAACAGUGGCCUCUAGAGUGUUCACAAAUAUCGAUAAUGCAAAAGGAACAACAGAAAAAAAGGCUUUUCAUUUUAAAUCUGUGGAUAAACAUUCAAGAUUAACAGAAACUGUGGUUCUGCAAAUUAUUAAUUGGGGGUCAAAGUACAACUAAACAAGAGUUUAAGGUGCUCGGCUGCGAAAGCUUGUCAGAAU